Molecule: messenger RNA, 1971 nt
Organism: Erythranthe guttata (spotted monkey flower)
Lineage: Eukaryota; Viridiplantae; Streptophyta; Magnoliopsida; Lamiales; Phrymaceae
Source: RefSeq, a predicted model, not a curated record
AUGGAAGAAGAAGGCACGAUUACCCGAAACCUACAAAAGGACCUGGAUGCGGCAGUUCACGACACACCUGGUGUCGAUCCGCCAUCUGCCUUGAGGGAGAAGUCAGGGUGCAGCCUGCUUACGCCCGAGAAAGAAAGACGAAUCCCCCUCUUUUCAAGAAGCCCUUCUUUCGAGUUUCAGAGUGGCGGAGCCGCUUCGAAGAGACCGGCUACAGCACCGGCUCCAUCCCCCGAUGAGCGUACGUACACCCGGGAUGAAGUAGAAGCCAUGAUCACUACGGCCAUCCGGAACUACACGCAAAAUUUACCUCAAGAUAACCGGCCCAAGAGAGAUCUCAGACGCUCCCAGAAUGAAGGGCGAGCUGAGGAUGAGUGCGAUAGCUAUUCGGAGAAUCGAGGAGGCAACAGUCAUGGCGUCAGAACGGAAGUUGACAGCUUAAGGCGCGAUAUAGAUGAGCUGAAGGCCCUGCGAAGUGGGCCAACGCGAGAUCUCGCGGGAUCUGGCCCUUUCGCCAAACAUCUCGAUGACGACCCCAUACCAGCUAAUUACCGACCGAUCCCGUUCGAGUAUAACGGCACGUCAGAUCCAGCCGAGCACUUGAGUCGGUUCAACAACACAACAUCGCUCCACCAGCUCACGGAGGGGGUGAAGUGCCGCGCCUUCGUCACCACUUUAGCUGGGCCGGCCCAAGCCUGGUUCGGUUUGUUGCUACCAGGGAGUAUACAUUCCUUUGGACAGUUUGCUAAGGCCUUCAUGAAUCAAUUCGCUAGCUCGAAGAAGUGCAAAAAGACCUCGCUGUCACUGUUCAGCAUCCGCCAGAAAGAGAAAGAAAGUUUGCGGAACUAUAUCAAACGGUUCACUUCGGCCACGCUGGAGGUCCCCACCACGAGCGACGAGGUGCUUAUGGCAGCUCUUUCACAAGGAUUAAGGGAUGAUGAGUUCUUUCGAGCCCUGGCGCUGGAACCCUCACCAGAUUUCGACAAUUUGUUGGAACGAGCAUCCAGAUUCAUCAAUCUUGAAGAAGCUCGACAACAGAAAGUAGAGGAAUCUCUCCAGACACUGAAUGCGCGAGCCAACGAAACUAGGAAAAGUAAGGAGCCCAUGUUGCCCCGAAGAGAUGCAAUAUCCGGCGUCGGCACUGGUCGAGCUACCGCUCUAGAUGCAAAGGGAUCUCGAUAUCAAUCGUACCAGCCUCUUACGGCCCCUUUGUCCAAUGUGUUAUGUGCAAUCGAAAAGAGGGCUGAUUUGCGAUGGCCUCGGACCGCUCGAGAAGCACCUCGCCGAGAUCCGACACUGGGAACCUUUUGUCGUUUUCAUAACGAAUACGGACAUACGACUGAUGAUUGCGCGCAUCUGAAAGAUGAAGUAGAACGUCUCAUCAGAGACAAUAAGAUUGGAGAUUUUGUGAAGAUAGACCCCCCUCGGGGACAGAAGCGCGAAGCUCAGUUCGGAAAUCCGGCGCGAGUUCCGCCCCCGCCGCCAAUGCCGAAAAGGGGAUUCAUUCAGAUGAUUUCAGGGGGCCCUACGGGGGGAGAUACGCACCGGGCUAGGAGACGCCAUCUCGGUAGCCUUAAGAACCAACGCGAAGUUUGCCAAAUUUCUACAUCAAAGUGUCAUCAAUACCCCACUAUUUCAUUCGGUCCCGAAGACGAAGAGGGACUGGAAGAUUUCCACUGCGAUCCUCUCCUCAUCACGAUUAAUGUUGGAGGGUAUGACGUCGCCCGCGCUUUUGUCGAUCCAGGGAGUUCAGUGGAUGUCAUAUCUUACGAGUGCUUCCUGCAAAUGGAACUCGAUCUCCCAGUUUUCCCCGUCACCACUCCGAUAUUCGGGUUCACAGGAGGAUCCCUAACACCAAUUGGACAGGUUAAAAUCCCUGUCACUAUAGGAACGCCACCUCGAACCCGCACCCAAGCUGUUAAUUUUGUCAUCGUGGAAGGAUCGCUGACUUCGUAUAACAUCGUAAUAGGAUGA